Cetraspora pellucida is the source of this 144-nucleotide messenger RNA. NCBI's taxonomy places the organism in Eukaryota, Fungi, Glomeromycota, Glomeromycetes, Diversisporales, Gigasporaceae. The record is from the annotation of a GenBank genome assembly.
AUGUCAAGUUCUGGACUAGACCACAGUAUGUCAGGUCAGUCAACUAGCUUAGUAAAACGUCGAGCUGUGCUAAAAAUGGUAAUUGCAAUACGGUACAAUAUUCUAUAUCCUCUUAAUCAAAAACACAUGGUUUCCCUUUUAUAA